UAUAGGGCUACGAUAAUACUAUACAACGGCCCAGUUGAGUCGCCACAAUGGAGGGCGUCGUUUGCAAAGUGACCCUCUUCCUCCUCUUGGGAAGACUUGGAGCAGCCGCACGAGGGAGCUCCUUCGAGGAUUUUGACCUUACAGUUCCACUUCCACUGAGAGACAACUUUCCGAAGGACCGAUGGUCACUUUAUCUCCCAACCGAGGUCAAAAACAACUCGCUGUGUCGUAGUGCCUUAGACGCCAUGAUGACAGAACUGAGUGAGAUGGAAAUAACACCUUCACAUAAACUGGUCGACUCCUGGGGGAAAACGUCCUCCGGGUACAUGAUAGGACUCAUGGCUUUUCACGGCGUUUACGAUGAAUGCAAAAACUUCGUCUCGUCUCCCAACGCAACGGGAGAAGGUUCCUACAAAGGCAGAUACUGCAAUAUAAAUCUCAAGAAAUUCCAGAGAAAAAAACUAAUUUAUCAAGAAAGGGAGGAACAUCCUGUAUUUUCACUACCGUGGGUGCACCCAGCGGAGGUUGGGUCAACCAUUAUAGAUGUACUACUCAGCCGAACUUUGGCAAAUGGAACUCAAGUCGGCUAUUCCACUUGCAUCCCAGAUGUUUGCACUGGACUUGACCUCCAGGAAUCACUGGAAGAAGUCGUUCGGGACACGGAUUUCAUCCUUCAAGGAAUCAACUGUCACCUGGACCUCACGUCUGACCCUUUCUCCACCGAAGAUAUAGUGUUUAUAGUCGUGCUCAGUGUCAUAGCCGGCGUGAUUGUUUUGGCUUCCGUGGUAGAUAUAUACAUUCAGAAAUCAGGCAACAAGAGCUUGUCCAAAGGUGGUCUUCGCUACCUUCUACCAUUCUCUGCGUACACGAACGUCCAAAAGUUGUUCCACAUGAAUACGGAAACCACACCUGAGACUAUCACCUGUCUUCACGGGAUAAGGGUCUUGUCCAUGACUUGGGUGGUAUGGGCUCACCAACAAAUGACAACCUUUGUUUACACUACCAACCUCUUCAGUAUGUUUGACAAAAUGCGAGGCCUUCUCUACCAGACAGCACUCAAUGGCUUUCCCAGUGUCGACACUUUCUUCUUCAUCGGGGGAUUCCUGAUGGCCUACAGCGUUCUGAGGCAAUACAAGAGGAGCAAAAGAUUCAACCUCUUCCUCUUCUACUUCCAUAGAGUUCUCAGGUUAGUACCGCCAAUUCUGCUGACUGCCGGACUGUAUGCCACUGUUGCCAAAUACUUCUUGGGUGGCCCUUUGGCGUCGAUAUGGAAUUACACCAGAGACAUAUGCCAACGAAACUGGUGGAUGGAUGUCACCUUCGUUAGUAAUUUUGGAUGGCUGUUUGACGAGCAAUCGUGUCUUGGGCAGUGCUGGUACCUGGCAGUCGAUUCUCAGCUGUAUCUCGUAGCACCAUUGAUACUACUGCCGAUCUUGUAUAAUGAGAGACUUGGGAUGGUAUGGCUCUAUAUUGUGACAAUGGCUUCCUUCAUUGUACCCGCUGCAGUGAACUAUGCCUAUGAUCUGCCACCUACAAGCUUGUUACUUGAUCCGAAAGGCACGGACUUCUUCAACUAUAACUACUGUGCGCCAUGGUGUCGCGCUGGUCCUAUCUAUAUUGGUAUCUGGCUCGGAGUCUUUAUGGCAAAUAACGGAUCACAGAAGAGUAAGCUGAAACCGUGGGAAGUUCUGGCCGGAUGGACGGUGGCAAUUUUAACUGGUCUCAUGGUAGUGUACGGUGUUUGGUCAUACAACGUCUACCCACGUAAAAUACCGUAUGACGUCAUGACUCAAUUGCUAUAUGGUGGACUACAUCGUCCUGCCUGGGCUGCUGCGCUUGCGUGGGUGGUCUUUGCUUGCUACAAUGGCUAUGGAGGCUUCAUCGAUGACUUUUUGUCACACCCUGUAUGGCAACCGAUAAGUCGCCUCACGUAUUCCAUCUACCUGGUGGCAUUAUCUCUGCAGGGGGCAAUUACUUACAACACCAGAAUACAAUUUUACUUCGACCAUUACUCUAAGGUAUUGGAGACUGUAGGGGCAAUAGUCAUGUCAGUGAUACCAGCUAUACUCGUUUCCAUCACUGCCGAAUCUCCUAUCAUCGGGAUAGAAAAACUCCUCUUCAGACGUCCUGCAGGCAGAGGGGAACGAAGGCCGAAGGAGCCGAGUCAUCUCGAGGGUAGUGACAACAAGGCUUUUGAGCAGGCGACGGAACUCAAGGAAAUGGAAGUCCCGGCCGCUGAGGUCAACGGAAUUCAGCGAAAUGGCAGUUCAGGGUCACCUCCCCCUUACUGCGAGGUUGAGGUACUCGAGUCAUCCUCUAAAUUAUAGUUUACCUUUGUAUUUUUUUCUUAUCGAGGUUGCUUCCUGCUUUACAGUUUUCGUUUCAAGAUACUAUAUUUCAGUAACAAUUAAAAUCUAGUUUUAUAAAAUUAACACUCAAUGACGCUGUUGUCUGUAAUAGAAGAAAAAGACAUCAGCAAAUUAUGAACAUA
This is a messenger RNA of Macrobrachium nipponense, 2491 nucleotides long. RefSeq names its product nose resistant to fluoxetine protein 6-like. Bases 48 to 2327 code for a protein of 759 amino acids. The transcript is spliced from 17 exons. Lineage: Eukaryota; Metazoa; Arthropoda; Malacostraca; Decapoda; Palaemonidae. The record is from RefSeq and is a predicted model, not a curated record. Gene Ontology annotation, molecular function: acyltransferase activity, transferring groups other than amino-acyl groups.